AUGGAUAUUUUUCAAUAUUUAUUUAUUGAUUCUGUAUUUCAUCAAUCAUCACAAAUGCCUAUAUUUAAAGCUUCAAUUGAUUUAACAUCACGUUUUCUUGUUCUGUCUGAUAUAAAUCGAAAUUCAAUGUAUGUAUUAACUAUAUAUCAAGAUGCUGAAAAUAAUCGAGCACAUUUUUCAUCAAUAAAUGCUUUCAAUUCGAUGACUAGUCCAUCAUUAAGUUUUGCUAUUACAGCGGCUGAUCAAAUCAAUCGUGAACAUUCUGAUUUUGUUUCUUAUGGUGUUAGAAUGUACAGUAUUCAUACAAAAUUUUUUCAAGAACUUUUACUCGUUUUUAAAACGAAUCGUUUUAUGACAAUAAAUCCCGUAUAUUUUGAACAACAAAAUCAUUCAAUACAAGAUAAUCUUAUUGAUGAUUUUCAUUUUGAACCAUAUAUGUCAUAUAUACAUAAUGGAGAUUUAUCAUUACCUUCAACAACUAUAAAUCGUAUAGAACCUGCUGUUAAUGAUUUUAUUACUCUUCCACCAUAUAGUAUUGAUGAUUUACUUACACCAAAUAGUUCUUUAACAAAUGUAACCGGUUUACCAAAUGUUGAUACAACACGUUCAUUACUUGCAAGUCAUGAUGGAUUAACAACAAAUGUGAAUAAUACAACAAAUACAAUUUCAUCACCAACAACAGUCAAUAAUAAAAUAUCAACAAUUAAUCCUCUUCAUGGUCUUUUACUUGGUAAUACAACAGCAUUUGAUGCUGUAACUAUUCGACAACUUCAACAACAAGAACAUCAUACACAUGUUUCACCAUCACAACAACAACAAAUUGUUGCAACUGUUUCUACUAGUCCAACUAGUCUAAUCAAUGAUCGAUUUAAAUCAAAAGUAACUACAGAUAAAGAUCCAUCAUCAUCAUCAUUAAUUAGAAAUGGUAAGAUUGUAAUUGUUGAAUCCUUUACUCGCUUUAUAACAAUUCUAGAAGAGCAACUAUUUCAACAAUCAUUCGAAUAG
Rotaria sp. Silwood2 is the source of this 1005-nucleotide messenger RNA. Lineage: Eukaryota; Metazoa; Rotifera; Eurotatoria; Philodinida; Philodinidae. The record is from the annotation of a GenBank genome assembly.